AUGCCCAUUUCUAGCGCGAUUGGUCUCGGUGUUCGAUCCCUUGCUUCGAAUUCGGUUCACAGAUGUAAACGAUUGAAUCAGUUUGGUAGUAUCCUCACAAAUCCAUCCUUCCUUGUUAACUGCAUAACAAAGACACCUCAUCACGAAGAUCAUGCGAGGCUGCUCACUGUGUCUCCCAUCGCUAUCCCACAACAGAAGAAGGAGCAUCUGGAGGUUGAACGCAAAUUUGUGUUCGAUGUUACCAAAGUUCCUGUGAUGGAACGCAACAGUGGCCCCGUAAAAUUCGAUUCAGUCAAAUUUAUCUGCACAAAGUCUUUCACCGACAUCUAUUACGACAUCGACGAGAGGGGCUACCCCCUAACUUCCCAAGACAUUUGGCUUCGUCAGCGUGACCAAAAAUGGGAAUGUAAGACUCCAACAGAUUUGGUGGCUUCAAUGGAUUCCUAUCAUGAGCUCGAAGACUUGAACGAGAUUUCCGACUUCCUCCGACAAACACUCGGCGUGCAAACUUUGUCAUCCCCAAAAGAUUCUCAAUCAUUUGGAUAUUGGUUAAAUCAAAAUUUCUCUUUGACUCCAUUCUGCACGAUAAAGACAACGCGCCAACAUUACCUUCUGGAUGGCGAGUUUACGUUGGAUUUGGACACCGCAGAUUUUGGACAUCAUGUAGGAGAAAUUGAAUUGGUUGUACACUUGAAAAAUGAAAUCAAAAAUGCUGAAAUGAAGAUCGCACGCUUGUUGAAGAAACACGAUUGGUUCUUUGAUACUAGCGGAACGGUUAUGGGCAAAUUGUCGGCUUAUAUAGGAAGGUUUAACCGGAAACAGUGGGAAUGCAUGGAAAGGUCUGGCAUUUUGAAAAGGAAAUUGUAUCCCGAGAGUUUGGACGAUGUGAUCAAAAGGGAGAAAGAAUAA
Molecule: messenger RNA, 909 nt
Organism: Acaulospora morrowiae
Lineage: Eukaryota; Fungi; Glomeromycota; Glomeromycetes; Diversisporales; Acaulosporaceae
Source: the annotation of a GenBank genome assembly